UUGAGCAGUGCGUGUCUUGCGAUGUUAUCGGCUCCGCGUCAUGUUAACACACCAGCUCGAAUUUAAUUACUGUUUUAUUAAUUCACAACGGCGAUAACGCGUUAGAUCCCGAUUUGGAUGGGUGUGAUGGUGAUGUGACAGUGAAACGGCCACAAUGGAUAGCUACGGGCCGAGGCCGCCACCCCUGCCGAGGAGGGUGCGAAACAUAUAUGCGGAACCUUUUUCGCACGAGCCGAGGCUGGCGCCCGGGCUGCAGCAGACACAGCUCUCGCAGCAGAUUCCUGCCAGCAGUACGACCCUGCAAGGGGGCCCUCAACAGUCGCCGCUGGUGAUGCCGGUGUUCCCUCUACGACCGGCCCAGUCGACUCAUCCUCCGCAUUAUUCGCCGUACUCCCCGUCCAGGUUCCACAUCGACAAGAGAUGCCAACACCGAUGCUCCUGGAAAUGUCUCAGCAUCGGGCUCAUCCUCCUGGCUGUGGCCCUCACCGCCAUGUUGGCGUAUUUCGCAGCGGUGAGUUCAAUGAAACCCAACAUGGACUCAUCAAACUGCAUUCUUGUGCAAGAUGUUAAGGAUGUCACCCAUGACCAGAUGACGCAGGGUUCCGUCUCGACUCAAAUGCCGACCGAAGAAUCCCUCCCCACGAGUACGGCGGAGCACUCCAGUGCAACAACCCAACACAGUUCACUCCAACCGCCCCAACAGCGCAGCCAACCACAAACGCAGUACCCACCACUGCCCCUCGAACAGCGCGAAUUCAACACUCUCCACACCGUCACGAUACCCCCAUCGCAAUUCUGGAAUUCAGAAUUCCGAAACAAGCAACCGGCUUUCAUUCGGUUUAAUUUCACGCUGCCUUGGGGGGCAAAUUUUGCGGUUUACGGGAGGAGAAACGUGGCCCCCAGUGUGACUCAGUACGAUUUUGUGGAGUUCAUUAAAGGGGGGCGACUGGACCAUAGGCUGAGACGGAAAAGGGCCACUGAGGAGAAGGAACAAGAAGGGGUGUCACAUCCACAGUUCCGGUUUGGCUACGAGAAUAAGAAUUUGCACCGAACCGACGUUUUGGAUAGUAUCUCGAGUUCGUAUGAAGGGACUCGGAAAAUUUUAGCCGACUCUGAGCCCAAAGGGCCGUUCUAUGUUCCUCACAAUAUCAAGCUGAGUUAUGAGGACUUAUCGACGGAUUUGCCCCAUCCCACUCUCGACCUGGGGUUGGGUAUCGACGAGCACGUGAUUGCGAAAAGGGAAGCCGAUAUGGAGCCGAUGCUGGUGAAUGUCAGCCUCCUCCAAUACUUGGACACGGGCCGCUGGUUCCUGUCGGUCUAUAACGACGAAUUGCAGCCGCACAGCGUAUCUCUGAUCAUUUCAGAAGCGGAAGGUGUGAGCACGACUUGUCCUAACGACUGUUCGGGCCGCGGCUCCUGCUACCUGGGCAAGUGCGAUUGCAUCGACGGCUUUCAAGGGAUCGACUGCUCCAAGAGUGUGUGCCCCGUCCUGUGCUCCGGCCACGGGCAAUACGGCGGUGGCUUGUGCCACUGCGAGGAGGGCUGGAAAGGCGCCGAAUGCGACAUCCCCGAGAGCGACUGCCGCGUGGCCGAUUGCUCCGGACACGGCCAGUGCGUCCGGGGCUCCUGCCACUGCAAACCGGGCUGGAAAGGCGAGACUUGCGACGAGCCCGACUGCGAAGACCCCACCUGCUCCGAGCACGGGGCUUGUGUCCACGGGCAGUGCUACUGCAAGGCCGGCUGGAAAGGUCCCCGAUGCGACGUCAUCGACGAGCAAGUCCAUAAAUGCCUCCCCACGUGCUCCGACCACGGAGUGUACGACCUGGAAAGCGCCAAGUGUGUUUGCAACAGACACUGGACAGGACCCGACUGCUCCCAAGCCCUUUGUAAUUUGGAUUGUGGGUCUCAUGGGCGGUGCGAUUCCGGGAAAUGUCGGUGCGAUGUGGGAUGGACGGGUCCUCGCUGCGAGCAAUUGCCUUGUGAUCCCAGAUGCCAGGAACAUGGACAGUGCAGGAAUGGAACGUGCGUGUGCUCGCAAGGGUGGAACGGCCGGCAUUGUACCCUUCCCGGGUGCGAAAACGGCUGUUCCGGACACGGCCAAUGCACCCUUGAAGAAGGCCUCUACAAAUGUGUGUGCAUCAAGGGCUGGGCCGGCUCUGACUGCAGCAUUCCCCUGGAAAUGGAAUGCGACGACGACGUCGACAACGACCACGAUGGAAUGACGGACUGCUCCGAUAGCGAAUGCUGCACUCACCCGUCGUGCUCGGACCACAUAAUGUGUCUCUCCAGCAACGAUCCUGUGGAAGUUCUUCUUCGAAAACAGCCGCCUUCGGUGACGGCGUCGUUCUACCAACGAGUGAAGUUUCUCAUCGAGGAAAACUCGGUCCAGUCGUACUCGCACAUGGACGAAUACACCGAGAGCGAGUUCUGGAAUUCCUUUACACCGCGCCGUGUAGCAGUAAUGAGAGGUCAAGUUGUUACACCUCAAGGACUUGGAAUUGUCGGGAUAAGAGUCUCGGUCGAUAGGGAAUCGAGGUUCGGAUUCACUUUAACCAGACAAGGGGGAUGGUUUGACGUGUUGGUGAACGGCGGCGGCGCAGUCACUCUCCAAUUCCAACGUUCACCAUUUAAACCACUAACACGCACGGUUUUCGUACCAUGGAACCAAAUUGUGGUUCUACCCCCCGUCCAUAUGCAACUCAACGAGGAUUCAGAUACUUCCACCCUCCAGAACAGUUUUCUAAGUCGCAACCCUGCUAUAAACUUUCCGGGGGUUUCUCGCUCGUUGUUUACUCCCAAUGGAGUUCUACCGGCUUCAUGUGAGGACCACGACCCGGAGGUACUAAAACCGGUUAUAACCGGAACUUGGAUGCCAGAAGCGGUGGGAGGAUUGCCUGGCCGGAGCGUUAUUUUUGCUGAAACGCAAAUUGUGCAAGAGUCUAUUCCCAUUCCAGGGUCGGACUUGCAUUUGAUGUAUCAAAGUUCUCAAGCCACCGGUUAUCUGAGUACUAUUUACAUGAGAUUAACCGGGAGGUCAAUCCCGAAGACGUUGACCCAUGUACAUGUCAGAGUUGAGGUAGAGGGUUCCUUACAUGUUAAAACUUACGAAGCAGAUCCGGACUUGUUGCAUAUUUUUGCCUGGAAUAAACGCAAUGUUUAUAAGCAGAAAGUGUAUGGGAUUGCACAAGCCAAGGUUUCGAUCGGGUAUCAGCACUCGAGUUGCCCUGAACCAAUCUGGGAGACCCAAACGGCCGAUUUGAAGGGCUUUGAUGUCGAUAUUUCGGAUAUCGGAGGUUGGGGAUUGGAUAUCCACCACCAUUAUAACUUCCAUGAGGGAAUUUUGCAAAAGGGGGAUGGCUCGACCUUACAUUUCAAGCAGUAUCCGAGGACAGUAAAUGUUGUCAUGGGGACUGGCCUCCAGAGGUCGCUUGAUUGUCCGGGUCAAUGCGGAGGACCGGCCAAAGACGCUAAAUUGUUAACACCAGGAUCGCUAGCUAGUGGUCCCGAUGGGAGUAUCUACGUCGGUGAUUUCAAUCUAGUCAGAAGAAUUACUCCCGAAGGAAAUGUCUACACUGUGCUCCAACUAAGGGCCACACAAGUCGCUUAUCAAUACUACCUGACCAUAUCACCGGCUGAUGGCCACUUGUAUGUCUCCGAUCCAGAAAAACAUCAAAUUCUGAAAGUAUUGUCUCUGGAGCCGGUUCAAGACCCGAGUAUUAACAGCGAACCUGUGGUCGGCAACGGAGAGAGGUGUAUACCAGGGGACGAUAGCCAGUGUGGGGAUGAAGCACCGGCCAAAUACGCAAGACUUGCCCACCCCAAAGGACUGGCAAUUGCCGCCGACAAAACCAUGUAUAUCGCCGAUGGGACAAACAUAAGAGCUGUGGAUCCUAAAGGGAUUAUCCACACGCUUAUCGGCAAUCACGGCCACCAUAAUCACUGGAGCCCCAUUCCCUGCCAUGGGGCCCUAGCCGCCAGUCAGGCGCAACUGCAGUGGCCAACGGGGCUAGCCCUCAGCCCCCUCGACGGUUCCCUCCACUUCGUCGACGACCGGCUCGUGCUUAAACUCACUGCCGACAUGAAAAUUAAAGUCGUAGCCGGCACGCCUCUCCAUUGCCACCGCGAAGACAAUACCACCAAACCUCAAACCGACGACGUCCUCGGCACGGUUCUCGCGCUCGCAUUUUCACCCAACGGCGAUUUCUACAUCGCUGAAUCCGAUACGCGCAAAGUCAAUUAUAUCCGACUGAUCGACUCCUCGGGGAAAAUCACACAUUUCGCUGGGAAAAUCCAAGACCGGAUUCGAAACAAUUGCGAUUGCGCCGUCAACGCCACUACGGUGAGUCCGCGAGGGAAUGACCCACCCCCGGCAUGUAUUUGUGGAAAUACUGAUGAGACGACGAGCAAUGCGGAGACGCUUUUGUCAUCGAAUGCCCGAUUUCAAGCCAUUUCGGCGUUGACGGUGUCGCCGGGAGGGGUGCUCCAUGUGGCCGAUCAAGGGUCGUUACAUAUUCUAGCCUUGCAGCAUUAUCUACCAACGCAUGAUGAAAAUGGGGAGUUUAGGAUUCCGUACCCGGCGGCAGGAGAGAUUUAUGUUUUUAAUCGGUAUGGCCAACAUGUGGCGACCAAAGAUUUAGCAAGUGAUAAAACACGAUACUCGUUCCUAUAUUCCAAAAAUACGAGUUUUGGGAAAUUGUCGACAGUCACCGAUAGUUCUGGCAAUAAAAUACAGUUUUUGCGAGAUUACAGUAACGCCGUGAGUUCAAUUGAAAACACUCAAGACCACAAAUCCGAACUCAAAAUUUCCGGUGUUGGUUAUUUGGUGAAGUUGUCGGAGAAAGGCCGUUCUGAGAUUGAAUUAGACUACGAUAUGAACUCCGGGCUUUUAACAAGUCGGUCUGGUGGUGGCGAAACCUUUGUCUAUCAAUACGAUUGGAUUGGACGAGCUACUGGUGUUAUCCUAUCAAGUGGUGAAACCCUCGAACUCACGUCAAAAAUUGCGGAAAACGAGGGUUUGAAAAUCACAAUUUCCAAACCCCCAACUCAGCUUACCGUCACAGGAAAAGCUAAUAAGAAGGUCAUAAUGAUUGACAAUUCCGAAGUGACCGAAGCUGUAACGUUGACUAACUCUACAGUUUCGGUACUUUCAGCCUGGGGAGGCCGAAUGGAGAUCACUGCUGUAGCAAGACAUCCUUUGUUAGAAGCCUCACUUCCUGUCGAAGCCGAAAUGUUGCCAGUUUGGUCGGAACAAAGCACGAUUUUCGGUGAAGGCAUUCGAAACUUCAUGUCGACAAAAUUCAGUCUAGUUGGUGACGUUCGGAACCCACAACAAACCCUAAACCGAGAGAUUUACGUCAAUGGGACGAAAAUUCUAGGAAUUGAGUUUGACCAAUUCACGAGUCGGGAGGUGUUCUACGACCAUGAUAAACUGCCACUAUUGACAAUAACCUACGACCCGGCUGGGUUACCUUUAGCUUAUAUUCCCCACAACGGGGCUGAUACCCUCAACAUAUCAUACGAUACGUUCAAUAGAAUCGAUGCUUGGAAGUGGGGGAACAGCGAGUUGAAGUAUAGUUACGACAGACAUGGGCUUUUAUCAGAGAUAACAAGCACACUAGACGGAACACAAAUCUUCACCUACAACGACUGGAACAUGUUAUCAAAAAUCACUCUUGCGAGUCAGAGGAGUUUCUCCUUGUCUUAUGACGAUGAUGGUGGGUUACGUCACGUAAUAUUGCCAAGCGGGACCAGACACUCUUUCAGUUUGCAACCCUCUUUGGGCUUCUUCCGUGUCACAUACACACCUCCAGGAAGCCUCCGCGCUUACUUACAACACUUCUCUCACUCCGGGCAGCUCCUCCAAACUGUUUUCCCCGGUGAAGGAGCACGAGUAGUCUACCGGUACAACACCAAUGGACGAUUAAGUGAAGUCGUCCAUGGUGAUGGUAAAACUUUGUACCACUACUCAGAAACCUCAGGUUUACCAAGUCAAAUAUCACACGUCGAGCCCGAUUUGGAAUAUCGCUGGGACUAUCAAUACAUCGGAGGGCUUUUAAUGGAAGAAAGAAUCGAUUUUGGUGCCAAAACCGGUCUCAGUAACGCGAAAUUUACCUACGACUAUGACAAUAAUUACCGACUUAUCGGAGCACAGGGCCGAAUCGGAGGACAAAACCUCCCCCAAUACAGUCUAGCGCACAACCCCAAAACCGGGGCUCUGGACAUGAUCGGAGCUUUCAAAAUAAAUAAACCGAAAAGUAACGAAACGCAAGUUUAUGACGGCACGGCCUUGUUUUCACGAAGUGUCAAUUCACGGUUUCUUGAAACGCAAGUGGCUUUGACUAUACAUGGCAUGGAAGUGUUCAGGAUGGAGUUUAAUCAUGACAUGCACGGGAGGAUUUCCCAGACGAGGACUUACACGAGGAAUGUGGGAGUUAAUCCCUAUACAAACAUAAAGAACUAUACUUGGGACUGCGACGGACAACUUUUAGGAGUGGAAGCGCAGGAGCCUUGGGGGUUCAGAUAUGACGAUAAUGGGAACAUGUUGUCGCUGACUUACAGGGGUAAUACUAUUCCUAUGGAGUAUAACCCGAUGGAUAGAAUUAUCAAAUUUGGGGAAGGACAAUACAAGUACGACAGUCGAGGAUUGGUUGUACAGAAUGCAAGGGAGGAGAAGUUUCAUUAUAAUGCAAAAGGGCUACUGGUUAGGGCAACCAAGAGGGGGCGCUUUGAUGUGCGAUACUUCUACGAUCAUCUUGACAGAUUGUCAGCUCGUAAGGACAAUUACGGCAACGUCACCCAAUUCUUCUACAAUAACGAAUACCGCCCUCGCGAAGUCAGCCAAAUCUACUCUCCCCGAGACGGAAAACUCAUGUCACUGGUUUAUGAUGACAGGGGACACCUGAUUUACGCCCAAGUUUACAGACAUAAGUACUACGUCGCCACGGAUCAGUGUGGUACCCCUGUCAUGAUUUUCAACCAGUAUGGGGAAGGGAUAAGGGAGAUAAUGCGGUCACCUUAUGGACACAUUGUGUACGAUUCCAACCCGUAUUUGUAUUUACCCGUGGACUUUUGUGGCGGCUUAUUGGACCAGGUGACCUCAUUGGUGCACAUGCCAAAUGGGAAGGUCUACGACCCGCUGAUUGGACAGUGGAUGUCGCCGCUGUGGGAAGAUGUUCUCGAAAGGGUUGCUACGCCAACACAGUUGCACCUGUACCGGUUUAACGGAAAUGACCCCAUUAACAUGGGUGUGAAGCGGGACAAACCAACAGAUCAUUUGGACUGGUUGGAGAAACUUGGAUACAAUUUGCAAAACCUCGCCCCCCAACUCUUCCCUGACGCUCUUCCCGGCGGUCGCAUGCCGCCGCUUCUCACCCAUCCGGCUACCUUCUGGAAUCCGUCCAAAGAGACCCUCAGCAGCCAAUUAACGAUGCACGCGUCAUCCACCGACAUCCAAUCAGGCUUCCUCGCACAUCUCAACACCCGCAAAAUGACCACUGCAAAAGAUCUCUCGGCCCCCUCGAAGUCGGCACUGAAAACCGAUGUUAUGGAUCUUGUACCGAAGAAAAUCGGCGCCGCCUCUGAUCCUCCUUUCGGGCGAGGCAUCCUAGUCUCCAAAUCCAGUCAAGACCAAGCGAUAGUUUCGAGUGUACCGGCGGCUAACGCCAUCUACCGAGAUGUGUACACUUCAGUCUUUAACCGGUCGUAUUUGCUUCCAUUUACCUUUGUGGUACAUAGUGCCCAACAAGACGCGUUCUAUUUUGUUAAAGAAGAAACAUGGAAGGCUAAUGAUGAUAAAGGGCAAUUGAAGCGGUUGCAAGGGCAGGUCAAUACAACAUUCCAUGAAAUUGCCAAAGAAAAUGGAAGCGGAAAUAACUAUUUCGAUGUGAAGAUACAUGGAGCCAAUGCUGUGGUGAAUUUGAGGUACGGUACGACUGUAGAGAAGGAAAAGCAACGAUUACUGCACCAUGCGAAAUUGUCAGCGAUACGUAAAGCGUGGCAUAAAGAAAAGGAAGCUUUGAAAAGCGGAUUUUCUGGUACCGUUGAAUGGACAUCUGGUGAAGUUGAAGAAUUGUUGAAGUUGGGAUACGUCUCAAAUUAUGAAGGGGAUUACAUCCAUGACAUUUUAUUGUACCCCGAACUGGCCGAAGACCCUUACAAUGUGAAAUUUACGAAAAAACAAAACGAAUCAAAGAAACGAAGAAGGAAAAGGGAAAUGAAAUGUCAAGAGCGUUGGUGGUUUUCGUGGAGCGAUUUAUGCUAGUGACUAAGUGAAACAAUAUUCAAUUAACUAAGUGUGAUGUACCAAGCUUACAUGAAUAAUGUGAGACAUUUUAUACCAAUACCAAAGUCUAUUUGUGUAUGUACUUCAAAGAUGCCAAAAUGUAUAUUAUUUAUUUACGAUAUGUUACCUAUAUGUAUGUGAUUUAAGCAUCGGUGCGUGUCGAUCAGCCGAUUUUUUUUACCUACUUUUUGAAAUAUUGACUGACUUGCGGUCGAGUCGCAUCGAUUAUGUAAAUACUUGCAACUAAUAGAUAUUUUAAAUGAGAAAAAAUACGUGAAACGGAACAGCAUAGAUACAAAAAACGGUAUUAUAAUACAAUUAGAGCUUUAAUAGCCCGAGAUUCGAACGAUGAGCCAUUAGACAGAGGUAUCAGAAAAUUGUAAAUAUAGUCCAGUUAUUACCUUUUUAAUAAUUUUAAAAUUAAAUGAACGAAUUUAUCUUAGAUAGGCAAAGAAAAAUGAAAAAAUCCUUGAUAUGUAUGUUGUGUUGCUUUACUUAAUAAUUAUAAGAUAUCAUUGUGACUGAUCUAUGUUCAUGAUAGUAAAGCAAGAAACCUUAUCCGCUAUGUACCUUGCAGUCUUCUCACCACAUUUCACCAAAAACUGAAUUUUGUUACCAAACAAGGAAUAUAAAAAUAUAUAUUUUUACUCCGCCUGCCAGUGUAGUAUAUUUUGUGUGCUGUUGUUAUUAUUGGAUAUAUUUCAACACAAAAUGUACUAAUUUAAUGUCGAUAUAUGUUGUCAGACUGUCAUUCGCUGGGAUAUUAUUGUGUUAAAACCGAUGCUGUUCAUUAUACACUCGAUUUUUAUUCAAAUAUUUAUUUGUACAGUUGCUUUAUUUGUCCAUCGCUAAAUUUAUAUUUUCAUUUAAUGGAAUCAUCUAAGUAUUAUAAAUGUUUUUGAAAUAAAGAAAUUGUUUUUUAAA
Messenger RNA from Tribolium madens (black flour beetle), 9205 nucleotides. Its product is annotated as teneurin-a. The record is from RefSeq and is a predicted model, not a curated record. Lineage: Eukaryota; Metazoa; Arthropoda; Insecta; Coleoptera; Tenebrionidae. Gene Ontology annotation, biological process: motor neuron axon guidance. The coding region runs from base 155 to 8260 and encodes 2701 amino acids. The transcript is spliced from 18 exons.